This is a messenger RNA of Lutra lutra (Eurasian river otter), 660 nucleotides long. It is a transcript of the gene FAM240C, whose product is annotated as family with sequence similarity 240 member C. NCBI's taxonomy places the organism in Eukaryota, Metazoa, Chordata, Mammalia, Carnivora, Mustelidae. The transcript has 4 exons. The coding region runs from base 280 to 555 and encodes 91 amino acids. The record is from RefSeq and is a predicted model, not a curated record.
GUGAGCGAGCUCCGGAGAGACGCUGAGAGGACGCCCACCCCAGGAGAGACGCCCUCAGGACACCCAGAGAUUUGGCUGGGGAGCCCCUGAAACGAAACUGCCACAUUGGCUCCGUGUGCCCUCACAGAGGACCUGGGAGCCGGAGCCCAAGAGGAUCCGUCGUAACAGACAUAUUAGGCAACCUGCCCGGACCCUUCUCUCUCCAAUAGUCGAAUUGAACUUUUUAGCGUGUUCUGGCCCAUUCGACUCCCCAGCCGGGAGUAUUUCAGACCAAGGAGAAUGAGUGACAGCCACGCUCUGAAGCGCCCAGGAAGGGUGGCCUUCGACGCCGGUGUGAUAAGGACGUUUUGGGAGGAAAGAAUCGAGCUGCACACAAGACAACUUCAGAGCGAGGCCAUGAGGACCCGCAGGAGUGCCCUGGACAGGCUCCGCGGCGAGUGGGCUCGGAUGCUGGAGGGGAGGAACAAGGCGCUGCAGGGCCCCCCGGAGGUGGCCACCCGGCCUUCCCUGCUGGGCACUGAGCCCUUCCCCACGCAGGACACCGCCGCCGCCUGAGGCCUACAGACUUGCCCUGCCCGGGGUCCAAAGGCACCCGAGGCUCAGUGCGGAGGCUCGGGGCAGAACAACCGCGGGGACCAGAGCCGCUGAGAAGCUCGCGGG